UCAAGUUCAAUGGUGUCCCGAGUGAUCCUUCGUGUUGUGUUGUAGUUUCACUUUCUGGUCGGCCCAUUAAUACGCUACCAUUAUUACCAUUAUUGCUGUUGUGAGUCCGAUAAUUAGUGCGAACAAUUAAAGAGCAAAAAUCGCAACCCCACUGGUACAGUUCAACCCUCCUGCGCAACAAAGAAGAAUAGGUGUGUCUAACAAACGAACAAAAAACACACACCAAAACAACCCACCACGGUCGCCGGUGGGCAAAUAGAUCGCGCCCGAUCGGGCAUCGCGAUAAUAUGGAGUGAAAUAUUACACCCAGCGGCUCACGCGAGUGAUAAGAUGAUAAAUUGGUGUGUGCGGCCGCCAUUAUCAUAUGUAAUCCCCGGCGUGGGGAAAACUCGAAUUGGCCGCACCCUUUCCGACGUCUCCGCCAAACGACAGACACACCAGCUGCAGCGUGUCUCAGCACCGCCCAGUCGAUUGGCGAUAAUGGAAAUGGAAAUCGUUCGAUCAGUGCUGCUCACCGUCGUGUAUUAACCCUUGCACCAGUGCAACCAGCGACGGAACUCACCCAGAUAGUGGCCUGUGAACGUAGCGGUGGUGGUGGUGGUGGUGUACUCAACGCCUGUACAAUGUUGUGUGAGCAAGUAGUGAAGUGAAAAGCAACAAGAACGGCAAUAUUUAUCUACCCCCCCGAAGGGUAAGACUGCCCCCCGCCUGGGACUGCAAUCCGGUGGGCCUGGUGUCUUUCCGCGGGAACUUCCGGCUGCUCGCUCGCACGAUAGAUUAAAAAGCACGGAUUUUAUUGCGCAUUCUCUCGCUCGCUGCGCGUGAAGCUGUGUAGUGAAGGGAACAAUAAUUAAGUGAAAUGAUUUUUGCCUGGCAACGGCAACCGAACGGCAGCCCGAACCACCCGAACGGAGGGCAGCAGCAGCAGCAGCACAACCGGUACAAUGUAACCGACCACCGUGGCGUCUGUUUUGCGGUCGUUCAACAGCAGCAGCAGCACCACUGUCGGUGGCACCGGAACGCGUAGAGCACGCCCGAGCGACGCCGACAGCCUCCGGCAAGCUUCCAGAUUUUUUGCCAAAAACAAAGGGGUGUGUGUGUGUGAGUGUUUUUUGUUUGCUACAGAAGCGCACCGCUGUACCAGCUGUUUAAGCCCAAUCCUAGCCAACACAACAACAAAAAAAGCACGGGGAGUCACUAAAUUAGUGGCCACCGAAGCAAAGUAAGCAAACAAAAAAGGGCCCAGUCAAAUAAAAAUAAAGUAGUGUGCGGGGAGUUUGCACAUUACAAGCAUAAGCCGCACCACCGCAGGCAAACAAGAAAUAGUUUAUCCGUACCGGUGCCCAUCCGCCACCUCCUCCUCCCGCCAGCCAGGAGCUGAAGCCAACCAUGAAGUCUGCCAUCCUGUAUCCGUACGGUCCGCUGCGCGCUAAUGGUUGCUGCCGGAUGCUGCACGCCAAACAUUUGGCACUAACGAGCGCCAUCUACACCCUGAACAUUUCCAUCCUGGUUGUGCUGCUGUACUCGUGGCGCAUCAGCGUGAACGUGAAGAAGUACGGCGACCUGGAGGAUGUGUACUACGGCGUGCAGAUAGCGUACUUCGCCAUCAUCGGUACGCAGUGUUCGAUGAUACUGCUCAGCGUGGUGCUUAUUUUCGGCAUCUAUCGGGAGAACAUCGGUCUGGUCGUGCCGUGGAUAAUCGGAUUUAUCACCUUCAUGGCACUGGAAGCGGUCGCAAUGGUCUACUCGAACGUACUGCGCGACCACGUGAACCGGCAGUUCGAUUCGCUCUGCAAGGCGGAGGUGGCGUUCUUCAUAUCGCGCGCCAUCAUCAAUAUAAUGGCGAUGUGGGCGGUGACGCGCUUCUACAACCUGCUGCGCGCCGGCGUUACCUGGAAGGGCCCGGAGCUGAUCGAGCUAUGACACAACUCGAACGAGACGGAAAAGACGCUCGCGUCCUUCCGCGAAGAAACGCGCCUGAUCGUGCGCAUACCGGCGUGCGACGGCGACGCUGCCGAGCUGGGCCGCGACGGUGACGACGGCGGGACGACCGACACGGACGACAAUAUGAUCGGGGAGGGCCGGCGGCCGCCGGCCGCCCUGCCCCAUCAGCGGACCGGUCUGUACCGAUGGCCGGGCGAGGAGGAGGACGAACCGGAGGAGGGCAAGAGUGCGGGCAGUGGUAGCGAGGAGGACGACUCGCUGCUGGUUGCGUACGACAGCAACUCGGUCGCGUCCGUUUGACAAUAUCGCAAGCUCCUGCGGUACGCGGUGGCAGAGCUGCGGCGCCAGGCGGACAGUGCCGUGCUGCUGUUUAUGAUUAUAUUUUUUAUCGAGGUGUACGCGCAGAUAUUUAUAUUUUUCUAGAGAAUGUAGCAACGCUCGUACCGCAGGCGCUGGAGAGAAAUAGAAAGAGGGUGAUUUUGGUCAAUGUGAUCGAGCCGAGGGGGAGGUUCGGCCCUCGAGUCGACUUUGGCGAAGAAAAUGCUUAUUUACUGUGUCAAGUUGCCGAAAGCCGAAACAAAUCCUAGCACAGGAGGAAGGAAG
This is a messenger RNA of Anopheles merus, 2547 nucleotides long. RefSeq lists its product as uncharacterized. Bases 1390 to 1923 code for a protein of 177 amino acids. The record is from RefSeq and is a predicted model, not a curated record. Lineage: Eukaryota; Metazoa; Arthropoda; Insecta; Diptera; Culicidae. The transcript is spliced from 6 exons.